AUGGAUAACGAGGACUUGUAUGAUGAGUUUGGCAAUUUCAUCGGCGGCUCUAAUGACUCCGGGUCUGAAUCUUUCUCAGGUUCGGAUCUUGAGCCAGUUGACGAAGAGGUCUCUGACGAAGAGGCACCUCAUGAUGUUGAUGUUGAACAAAACACAGAUAGUGCCUUGGUCACUACUGAUGAUCUUUCACAGCGCUUUUCAGGGGCCGAAACCAUCAUAGUCGAGCCCAAGCAAGUACCUGAGAAUCAGCCUGUGCUCAGAGCAGAUCUGCAAAAGAGAAGUCAUAUUGAAUUUACAGCUGAGAGUGCAGAGGACCUACCGGAAACGACAUACUCUCGAGAAUACAUGUUAAAACUUGCCAACGAUUUACCUGAAAGAAUUCGUAAUGUUGCUUUUGUGGGGAAUCUUCAUACUGGUAAGACUAGUUUGAUUGACUCCUUAGUCCUUGAAACCCAUCCUACGGUGACUUUAUCAAAGAAAGACAUGCAAGAGCUUAAACCAUUGCGCUAUCUCGAUACACAUGUGCUAGAACGAGGCAGGGGAAUGUCCAUAUUUGCACAUCCCAUGACUCUUUUGUUGCCUGAUCAUCGCGACAGAUCCCUCGUGCUCAAUAUUUUGGACUGUCCGGGCCAUCCUGAAUUCGACGAUGAAACACAGCUGAUGCUAGAGGUGGCUGAUGGAGCAGUUUUGGUACUCGAUGCGGUGGAAGGUUUAUCAAAGCGAGACAAGAGACUUAUCACGUCCAUUAUGAAAAGAAAUAUUCCCUUCACCGUGGUUCUUAACAAGAUUGACCGUCUCAUAAUCGAGCUGCGUCUACCAGUUUCUGAUUUCUACCUUAAACUUCGUCACAUUAUCAACGAUAUCAAUGCAACUAUCCAUCACAAUGAAUUCGCACUGCUAUAUAAGCACAAGAAGCUUAUAAGUCCACUUGAGGGCAAUGUUGUAUUCGCAUCAAACGUCUUUCAGGUGUCCUUCUCUCUUAAAUCGUUCGGUGAUAUAUACGCUCGUCAGCUUGAAGAUGGCAAGAAGCCAUCAAUCCAGUUCGAAAGUCUUCUAUGGGGUGAUUUGUACUACAAUGAAAGCACUCGAAAGUUCGCUAAGGACAAGAAACUCGGAAAGCGCACCUUUGAUCACUUUGUCCUGGAACCUCUUUACAAGUUGGUAACAUAUACGAUUACAACAGACAACAAAAAUCUGAAGAACCUCUCUAAAAUUUUAUGGGAAAAUUUCAGAAUAACACUCAAGAAGGAUCAACUCGAAAAGGAUCCCCAGGAGUUGUUGAGGGUGACAUUGUCUCGAAUCUUUGGAUUUACGAGGGAUCUAGUGAUGCUGAUAUCGACCAGUGUACCUUCACCAGAGAAAGCAGAUUCGAACAAUGAAAACUUACCUGAUCCGGCUCAUAACGAAGUCGUUGCAACUGUCAUCAAGCAUGCUUUCUCUUCUGAUUAUGGCACUCGAUUCGCUUUGGUGAAGGUUCGCAAAGGUGCUAUCAGCACUGGUGACUCUGUAAAGCUAUUGUUUAAUAAAGAAGGUGAUAGCAAAAAUGUUAGAGUUGGAGCAAUACGAAUUCCAGCGGGAAGAUACACUUUUACGGCUCAAAGAGUUAGUGCUGGAAUGUUUGCCUACAUCGAAGGCUUCGAGUCCAUCAAUGUUUCAACGGCCACGAUUUACAGUAAGAAUGUACCUUCAAACAAAAUGGUGCCUUUACAUAGGGUAUCAUCGGGUCAGCGGUCCGUGUUCAAGGUAGCUUUGGAGCCGGAAUACCCUCACGAAUUACCAAGACUUGUUGAGAGUCUUCGUAAACUCAGCCUCACUUAUAUAUCCUCCGUCAUUAAGCUUGAGGAAAGUGGGGAGCAUGUCUUGCUAGCUCCUGGUGAAUUAUACCUAGAUAUUUUCCUUCACGAUUUACGCAACUCCUUUGACGAGUACCUAUCCAUUAAGGUUAGUGAUCCAAUGGUUAAGUUCGGCGAGACAAGUUCAGAGAUGUCUGCAACCAAGUUACCAUCUUACGGGCCCUCCAAGAAGACUCACAUUUCAAUUACAGCAGAACCAUUCGACGACAGGAACUUUAGUAAGGCUGUCACGAAAGGCACACUCGAUGUUUGUCAGCCCCUGCGCAACCUUUCAAAGACCCUUCGAAAUGAGUUCGGUUGGGAUGCUUUGGCGGCAAGGUCGUUAUGGGUACUCGGGCCCAGCGAUAUGCAGCAACCCUCUACACUUCUCGAUGACACAAUCAGUAAUGAGACUGAUAAAAAUACUCUCCUCUCUUUCAAAGAGCCUAUUUUGAAGGGCUUCAAGCUAGGUGUCGAGGAGGGGCCAUUGUGCGGCGAGCCUGUUCGAGACACCAAGUUCAAAAUCCUUGAUGCAGUGCUUUCAUCCUCGAAUAUCAGCAGCCAUGGAGCUCAAAUUACAACGAUGACACGUAAUGCGGUACACACUGGCUUACUCACAGCUGCUCCUCGUUUGCUUGAACCUGUUUAUCGUGUCUCCAUUGUCUGCACGAUGAGAAGUGUCCAAGCAGCACAGAUCAUUCUAGACAAGAGGCGUGGAUGGAUCGUUUCUGAGAUACCGAUACCCGCAAGUCCGUUGUUUGAGCUCGAGGGUUUUGUCCCAGUCAUAGACUCAGUUGGUUUAGAUACAGACAUGAGGCUACACACACAAGGUCAAGCAAUGUGCUUAGUGGAGUUUGAUCGCUGGAAAGUGGUUCCAGGAGACCCUCUCGAUAAAAACGUGCCAAUGCCCUCACUCAGACCGGUUCCGCACGAGUCGAUGGCAAGAGAUUUUGUCAUGAAGACUAGACGGAGAAAAGGCUUGAGUGAUGAACCUAAUUUGCAAAAGUAUAUUGACCCAAGCCUUUUCUCUCGCUUGCGAGAAAGUGGUCUCAUUGAUUAA
Molecule: messenger RNA, 2892 nt
Organism: Candidozyma auris
Lineage: Eukaryota; Fungi; Ascomycota; Pichiomycetes; Serinales; Metschnikowiaceae
Gene: SNU114
Product: U5 snRNP GTPase SNU114
Exons: 1
Coding region: 1-2892 (963 amino acids)
Biological process (GO): mRNA splicing, via spliceosome
Cellular component (GO): cytosol; U2-type catalytic step 2 spliceosome; U4/U6 x U5 tri-snRNP complex
Molecular function (GO): U5 snRNA binding; GTP binding; GTPase activity
Source: RefSeq, a predicted model, not a curated record